This is a messenger RNA of Protopterus annectens (West African lungfish), 891 nucleotides long. Its product is annotated as arrestin domain-containing protein 3-like. NCBI's taxonomy places the organism in Eukaryota, Metazoa, Chordata, Ceratodontiformes, Protopteridae. Gene Ontology annotation, cellular component: cytoplasm. The record is from RefSeq and is a predicted model, not a curated record. Gene Ontology annotation, biological process: protein transport. Bases 85 to 891 code for a protein of 268 amino acids. The transcript has 5 exons.
CAGCACACAUCUUGCUCUCAGUGCAAAACAGAUUUAAACGACAGAUGAUUAACGCUUUAAUGUCAUUAUAAUUCCUUGUUAAUCAUGGGACUAGGGGACAAGCCAAAUUUAACAGUAUCCUUUCAUCGUGCUGGGACACACAGCCCUCUGCCAAUCUAUGUUAGUGGAGAGACUGUCACUGGAAAGGUCACUCUAGAACUCAGUACAGAAACUAAAGUGAAAUACCUUGAAAUUCAUGCCAAAGGAAAAGCAGAAGUAUGCUGGGCAGAACUCCAAACUGCUGGUGAUGUGACAUACACAGAAGUUUACCACAGCAAGGCUGAAUUGUUUAACUUAAAAUAUACAUUACUUGGACAAGAAAAUGAUGGUGGCCAAGCUGUGGAAGGGCAUAUCCAACUUAGCCCGGGACUGCAUGAGUAUGAGUUCAGCUUUCAGCUUCCACAAGGUGUCCUUGUACCGACAUUCAAAGGACGGCAUGGCUCUGUAAGCUAUUAUGUUAAAGCAUUCCUGCACAGGCCCUGGCAUGUGGCUGAAUCUACAAAGUCAGAGUAUACAGUCUUUCAGCACAUAGAUACCAAUCAACCUUCAUUAUUGAUACCUCAAAUUGGAACAAAAGACAAGACUCUUUGUUGUUGGUGCUGUGCUUCUGGGCCAAUACUUUUAACUGUCAAAAUGGAAAGGACGGGCUAUGUUCCAGGCAAGAUGGCUCAUCCAUUUAAGGAUAGAAUUUUAGAACAUAAUAGAGACAUUAGAAGCAACAAAACAACAUGUGCAUUAGCACGACAUGUGAACAAGGAAGGGCUUAAUCAUACAUUCAGAUUUUUUGUAGUGGAAGUGAUAGAAGUUAAUAUGAGGGGAGGGGAUAUCAAAACUACUACAGAAGCAGCAUAA